This is a messenger RNA of Fulvia fulva, 870 nucleotides long. RefSeq lists its product as uncharacterized. The transcript is spliced from 2 exons. Bases 1 to 870 code for a protein of 289 amino acids. The record is from RefSeq and is a predicted model, not a curated record. Lineage: Eukaryota; Fungi; Ascomycota; Dothideomycetes; Mycosphaerellales; Mycosphaerellaceae.
AUGGCAGCACACGACACAUCGACCCAACGCACAGAGCGCUUCCGCCAGCUCUACAAUGCAGACAUGACAGCUCUAGAUUCUCAAUCAACGACAGCUCAACUGGUAACCAUAGUCGAUGACAUGGUUUUGGGGGACCAAACCCCCAAAGCCGCGGCCGAACAUGCAGCACAACUGAUUCUGGUUGAGAACGAGCCCGAGAAACCCUACGUCUCACUGCUAGCGAUUCCUCAUCACGCUGCUCUCCAUACCGAGGACGAAAGCGUGCUGAAGAAGCUCGUUGACUUCAUGACAGCACUUGCAAAUCUUCCAGACGCUAUCAACGAGUCCUCGCAGCCCAAGACAGCAACGACUUACAACCCUGAAGUGAAGUCGGGGAUCUUGAGAUUCCAGCCUGGAGAGGCAAUCGUGUUCGAGAAUGGAGCCUUGUGGAGGGACUUGCCGAACUGGUCUAUGAUGAUUACGGAGUCGCAUCAAGGCCCAGAACAAUGGCUCGUCAAACACCGCGGCCAGGACGACGAAGCAACGGCAACACAGAAGUGGAAGACGUUCAAUACGUACCUCGCGUUCUUCGUUGCUAGCCCUGAGGCUCGAGCUACUCUGGCUUUGUCCAAUCUCUCAUGGCUAGGGCUCAAGACUGUGGCGAUGAUCCUAGAGAGUUCAGGCGAUGCUUGGAACUUCCAUGAGGAGCUGUGGACGCCUGCUGGGAAGGUGUGGAUGCGAGUUGCGGGUGAGGAGCUCGCCAAAGUCUGUGCAAAGGGGGAUCAGAAGCAUCGUCCCGGUGAGCUGUGGCAGGCGGAGGGAGGUGGAGACGCUUGUGAUGAGCAGAGGUUCGAGUUUUGGAAACAGAGGAUGGCGGAGAAGGGCUGGUGA